AAUGAAAAAUCCUAAGAAUGUGGAGCUGAUCCCUGACCACAUAAAGCAAAGUCUCCCUUAAAAUCAGAUCAGAUCCUGUUAAAUUCUUUUAUUUUUAGCAAGCACAGUACAUUUGUGAGAUAUUCUGAACAUAACAGGAAUCUGAUAGCCCCUUUUCAGCAUUUUUUCACAAGCCAUGGACUUUUAAUGAAACUUAGUAGUCUGAAAGGGGUCUACCAGACUCCUUUUGUUGUGUUCUACAUUCCUAGGAUUCUUUUUGGCUACCAUAGACUGACACAGUUCUCCUGCAAUAUCUACACCAAACUAAAGACUGGGUGUAACCUCAACAGUUACAGCUCAUUAGUACACUUGAGCUUUUAGUGGAAGAAAGUUUAUUUUAUUGGUUGUUGUUGUAGCCACUCAUCGUGGAUUUCCUGCUCAAAUAGCAACACACAGAAGAGGGAAGAGAAAGAGUGAAGAGGCUAUUCAUAUUCAUAUCAGUUUCCACUCUGCAUCAGGCAGCUGUUUGUUCUGUUGCUUACUUAGAGUGAGAUCACCAUUCCAUUUCUGAAGUUACAGCAGCUUUCCCUCUAAAGUAAGGAGGAUAUCGUUCAUGGGUGAGCCUCCGUAUAACUCCUUUUUACCCUUACUGACUAAUUUCAGGAAAGGUCUGGAAUCAGUGUUUCAAAGUCUGCUUUUCAUGAAACAUGAAAUCAUAAUUUUAUUAUGAAGACUUUUCUGCAAAGAAAAGUAAUGAUUAACUGAAGAUGACGGGUCCUUGGACAACAUGCUGCAAUAAAAAACACAAACCCAAGAAUGAAUUACAGGACUUGGACUCAGUGGCAGAGAACAAGAAGGAAAAAAUGCAAAUGAAACAAGAAAUCACCUUGCUUAAUGGCAUUUCUUUAAUUGUAGGGAACAUGAUUGGAUCAGGAAUAUUUGUAUCACCCAAGGGUGUGCUAAUGUAUAGUGGCUCAUAUGGACUUGCACUUCUACUCUGGGCCCUUGGCGGGAUCUUCUCUUUGUUUGGAGCAUUGUGUUAUGCUGAACUGGGGACAUCCAUAAUUAAAUCAGGAGCAAGCUAUGCCUAUAUUCUAGAAGCUUUUGGAGGAUUUAUAGCAUUUAUCAGACUAUGGUCUUCCUUGUUGAUCAUUGAACCUACCACACAGGCAGUCAUAGCAAUUACUUUUGCUAAUUACAUUGUUCAGCCAAUAUUUCCAUUUUGUGAGCCACCCUAUGGAGCAGUUAGAUUGAUUGCAGCAGCCUGCAUCUGCUCCCUGACUUUUAUUAAUUGUGUCAAUGUGAAGUGGGGAACCCGAGUACAGGAUCUUUUCACCUAUGCAAAAGUGAUGGCUCUUAUCAUGGUCAUAGCUGUGGGCCUUUAUAAAAUUAGUCAAGGAAAAACUGAAAACCUUAAGGAACCAUUUGAAGGUUCCACAACAAAUGCAGGAUUUGUUGCACUUGCUCUUUAUUCUGCCCUCUUUUCCUACUCUGGAUGGGAUACAUUGAAUUUUGUCACUGAAGAAAUGAAAAACCCAGAAAGAAACCUUCCACUUUCCAUUGCCAUAUCAAUGCCUAUAGUGACUAUUAUUUACUUGCUGACCAAUGUGGCCUACUAUGUCGUGUUGGAUAUGUCUGCUCUCUUAACAAGUGAUGCCGUGGCUGUGACAUUUGGUAAUGAAGCUCUUAGCCAUGCUAAAUGGAUCAUUCCUAUUGCAGUGGCAAUGUCUUGUUAUGGAGGAUUAAACUCAUCAAUUAUUGCAGCUUCAAGACUUUUUUAUGUUGGAGCUAGAGAAGGACAUCUCCCUGAUAGCCUGAGCUUAAUUCAUAUAAAAUGUUUCACCCCUGUUCCUGCUCUUGUUUUUAAUGGUUUAAUGACUUUGGUUUAUCUCCUUGUGGAAGAUGUCUUUCUCCUGAUAUAUUACUACUGUUUCAGCUAUUGGUUCUUUGUUGGACUAUCCAUUGCAGGAUUAAUAUAUUUAAGGCAUAUCCAGCCAGAUAGACCAAGGCCCAUUAAACUCAGUCUCUUCUUUCCCAUUGUAUAUUGUAUAUGCACCGUUUUCCUUGUUAUAGUGCCUCUCUAUAGUGAUACAAUUAAUUCUGUUAUUGGAAUUGGCAUUGCACUCUCUGGAAUUCCUGCUUACUUUUUGGGAGUUUAUUUACCAGCAGAAAAGAGACCUUGGUGUCUUCAUUGGCUUUCUGCUGCCACUACACAGUAUGUUCAGAAGUUAUUCUAUUGCUGUCUGACAGACAAGGACAUUGAAACAGAGUCAUUGGAUAUAAAAGCAAAGUAGACUUUUUUGGACAAUUACUACACAUAUAAAGUGGAUGUAUAAAAUUCAAACAGCCGGAAAUAUUCCUUUGUAGAACAAACCAAGAAAUAUAUAACUGUACUGGGCAACAUUUUGCAGGGUUUCCAGACUACAUUACUUUAUCCACCUUUUCUUUAUUGUUAUCAAUUUGAGGAAUUUCUUCAUGCCUGUUUCCUAUAUAACAAUUACAGAUUGAUAUUGUAUCAAGGCAAGCACUUAUAAUGUGCUCGGGAUUUAGAGUUUCCCAUGAAAGUGAUAUAGAUAACAACCAAAUAGGAAGGAAAAGUUAAAAUAAUGGCAGGAAGACAAACUAAAGAUAUCAACUUUUAAAAUUUCAGGUUCAUCCUUGUAAAUUCUAAGGCAUUGUCUUUUACAGAUGGAAGGUUCCAAAUUAUUUGGUGGAUGAAUAUAACUAGUCUGCAUCAGUGGAGUUCAUCUUGUGUCACUGAGUCAAAGAAAUCCAUGAAGGGUAUCAGUGGAGACACUGUAUGUCUUUGUACUGGUGCCUAAUGUUUAGGUUCAAUAUUGAAACAUCUAAUGUUAUGUCACUGUAAUAGCACAGUGUGCCUUUUCUCCUUGGAGAAUAAUGUAAUAUAAAAAAAUAUAUAAUUAGUAGAGAAUCUUGCUGUUAGCAGCAUCUUCAGAAGAGGAAUGAGAGCUGUUGACAUAUCAGUUCUAUUAGUGAUUCUGUAAAUAACAGUUGUGACACCAGUAUCAGGCUGUCAGUGAGAACUAUGUAUGCCACACUAUCGUAUUUUCUUCUAAAACUUCAACUAUCUAUAAUAUUGUAAAAUACUGUAUGUGCAUGAAUCAAUCAACAUUUUUAUUUUCAUUCAGUCCAAAUGUUUUAUAUAUAUUUUUAAAAAUGCAUGCUGUAUUACUAGAUGACUGUCAAACUUACUUCAGUUUUGAAUAAACCUGAGUUUUAAAUAA
Messenger RNA from Crotalus tigris (Tiger rattlesnake), 3224 nucleotides. RefSeq names its product Y+L amino acid transporter 2-like. NCBI's taxonomy places the organism in Eukaryota, Metazoa, Chordata, Lepidosauria, Squamata, Viperidae. The record is from RefSeq and is a predicted model, not a curated record. Gene Ontology annotation, molecular function: L-amino acid transmembrane transporter activity. Gene Ontology annotation, cellular component: membrane. The transcript has 11 exons. The coding region runs from base 747 to 2273 and encodes 508 amino acids. Gene Ontology annotation, biological process: amino acid transmembrane transport.